CAAAAAAAUGAAUCCCCAAUUUUCGGAUUCCUCACUCCGGAAAUUCAUAGGUCUCCACUCCGUCCUAAAAUUUUUGGAUAACCCCUAAUUUUGUACACAACCGAAUCUCAUUUCCUCUACUGAGCGGAUCGGAACAAUGGAGAUUGCCGUGGAUAUCAAUUACGGAGCGGAUCGGAGUGUGUAAAUAUUACACAGAGAUCAUACCCACGCACAUACUCAAUUACGCAGCCAUCCAUAUCCUCUCUAAUUCACAAAAGCAAAAUCAUGAAGUUCCAAAACCCACUUUCAACCCUACCCUCAGAGAUCAACCGUGACAUACUUUCAAGAUUGGAAGGGAAGCAACUGUUCAUAGCCCAGUGUGUGAGCAAAGAGUGGUAUUCCUUCAUACAAGACAUCAAGCUCUCCUACACCGGACAACCCAGAAUUCUCAUCCUCUCGCCUGGAAACCACGAAGGAAAACAUAGGGAAGUGAGAUCAAUAAGCCCUGAUCUGGGGAAUGAAAGACUGUCCCAGUUCACAGGCCAUUUAUCUUUUGCAGAACCCGCUGCGGACGAGUGUUUAGGUUUUUUUGGUGAUGGUUAUAGGUUGAGGGUUUUGUGUUCUUGCAGUGGGCUUGUUCUUAUCCACAUUGGAGAACAUUUGAUUUUGUGGAACCCCCAUACGAGCUGGUCUACCAAAGUUCUUGAGCUUCAAAGACUCCGAGAUGACGACUAUAAGGUAUUAGGAGGGCUUUGUUAUGAUCUCUCCACCUCAGAUUACAAAGUUGUCUUAUUACUUAGUGACAACACCUCGGACCACGGUGGUCAUUUUGUUUUGGUUUCAACCCUGAAAAGUAAAAGGUGGCGAAAAAUGCGCUUUCUGUAUAACUAUAUGACUUCACAAGUUGGGAUCAACUUUAAUGAUAUACUUCACUGGAUAGUGAGUGACAUACAAAACUCUCAGGGGUGGCAUUACUAUAAUGAUCAAUAUAUGAAAUGGGACAAUCUUAGGUGCAAUAAGAUUGUUUGUUUCGAUCCGGUUGAUGACACAUUCAAAACAUUGCCCUCCCCGACACAGAUUAAUCGGGGAGAAGAAGAUUCGAUAGUUGGUAUGGGAAUCAUAGAUGGAUGUUUUUGCAUGGCUACGAAGGAUGAAAAGAGGCAAGUGAUCCAAGUUUCAAUUAUGAAAGAAUAUGGAAAACCAGAGUCUUGGGUCACAUCCUUUGCCAUCUCCAUGUUGGGACCUGCACAACAUAACUUUUACAACCUCAAAUUUGUGUCCCAAAAUGGGAAAGUGUUUAUGAAGUUUGGUUAUUUCUGGAGAACUUAUGUGUAUGAUGUCAAAGAAGACAGACUGGAAGAGAUGUUUCCUGUACCGGAUGGUGUUGCUAAUGAUGGCCUUAGUUGCUUCUACGUUGAAAGCUUUGAUAUGCCACAUGAAGUAAGUUGGAGAGAUGGUGAUGAGAAAAAAUGCAGGCUUUGAAAUGUUUUGGAAUAUCUGGACUUCUUAUGAUUUAAAAUACGUAGUAUCUCAUAGAAAGGCUUUGACAUUGUUGCUUCAAAAUAUGUAGUAUACCAGAUCAGAAUAGUGUAACUAACAAAGAACCUAGAAAUUCUGUAUUUCUAUGACUUGGUGUUAAUACUCACUUGGUGACUUGGUGUUAUGUUAUGCUUCAGAAUAUCUUCUCUUUUUCCAUAGAAUGACUAUAAUAAGCAACCAUAACUUGAGGUCAGUUGAAGAGGUUUAGUCUAGAAAAGUGUGUUUUGUGGAUAUUGUUUUUUCUAAUAAAUUUACUUAGAGUGUUAUUCAGUCAUGUUAAGAAGGUUCCCCAAAGUUAAUUAGUAGUGGCCC
This is a messenger RNA of Cuscuta epithymum, 1830 nucleotides long. The record is from the annotation of a GenBank genome assembly. NCBI's taxonomy places the organism in Eukaryota, Viridiplantae, Streptophyta, Magnoliopsida, Solanales, Convolvulaceae.